AUGAUGGAUUUUGACGAAAGGGUCCCCGUCGGAUCGAACAUGUUACCCAGUUGUACUUAUUACGUGUCGGCGGGGGCUGAUUUCUCCGGUCUUCCCUCGUUUUGUCCCAGACCCCUCCACCCCCCCAUGACAUACUCCUACUCCUCCAACCUGCCGCAGGUCCAGCCCGUCAGAGAGGUGACGUAGGACUACGCGGCCAUUGACGCGUCCGGUAAAUGGCCGCACCGGGGGAACUUGCCUCAGUGUUAUCGCGCGGAGGACAUGGUGCACCGGGACUGUCUGUCGGCGCAGACCGCCGUCGUAGGGGACGUGUUUGGCAAAAGCAGCCCCGCGGCUGCCGCCGCCGCAUACCACCAUCACCACCACCACCACACGGGCGCCGGCUCCGCCGCCACCAAUUUCUACGGGAACGUGGGCAGGAACGGCGUGCUGCCGCAGGCUUUCGCGUUCUACGAGACGGCGUACGGGAACGCGUCGGAGAGCUCCUCCGCGAACGGCUACUCAGGGGAAAAAGCGGCGAGCACCCCGAGCUCCGCGCCGGAGGACGCGCCGUCUUGCCGGGACACCGAGGCGAAGGAGCCGCGGGAGGAGACGAGCAGCCCCGAAUUAUCUUCCGGCAACAAUGAGGAGAAAUCCAACAGCGCAAGUGGACAAAGGACGCGCAAGAAACGAUGCCCUUAUUCCAAAUAUCAGAUAAGAGAACUUGAGAGGGAAUUUUUCUUCAGUGUGUACAUAAAUAAGGAGAAACGGCUGCAACUGUCUCGGAUGCUCAACCUGACCGACCGGCAAGUGAAGAUCUGGUUUCAGAACCGCCGCAUGAAGGAGAAGAAACUGAACAGAGACAGAUUACAAUAUUACACGUCUAAUCCUCUGCUUUAG
This is a messenger RNA of Salarias fasciatus (jewelled blenny), 879 nucleotides long. RefSeq names its product homeobox A11a (gene hoxa11a). Gene Ontology annotation, cellular component: nucleus. Gene Ontology annotation, biological process: anatomical structure development; regulation of transcription by RNA polymerase II. Lineage: Eukaryota; Metazoa; Chordata; Actinopteri; Blenniiformes; Blenniidae. Gene Ontology annotation, molecular function: DNA-binding transcription factor activity, RNA polymerase II-specific; RNA polymerase II cis-regulatory region sequence-specific DNA binding. The record is from RefSeq and is a predicted model, not a curated record.